AUGGCCUACAUACGUGCUUAUCCACGAUCAUCAAUAAGACAUGUAUCUCGUGAAAUUGGUGUAUCAGUUGGUGCAGUACAUAAAAUUUUGAAAAAAAACAAAAUGCACGCAUAUAAACCCGAGUUUGUUCAACAUUUACGAAUCGGAGAUUCUGAACGUAGAUUACAAUUUUUGUCAUGGUUUAGCGUUCAAUUUGAAAUCGACAAUUUAUUUUAUAAAAAUAUUUUGUGGACUGAUGAAUCUAAAUUCACAAACAAUGGUGUAAUGAACAAACAAAACAAUAGGUUUUGGGACGAUACAAAUCCACACUGGUCCCGAGAAACUAACUUUCAGACAGUUUGGGGUAUAAAUGUGUGGUGUGGAUUAAUUGGUGGAAUACUUUUAGGUCCUUAUUUUUACGAUGGAACACUUUCAGGUAGAAGAAUACUAGAUUUUCUUGUUAAUCAAUUACCGUUACUGCUAGAAGAUGUUUCAUUAGCCACGCGGGAAAAUAUGUAUUUUCAACUGGACGGUGCACCAGCACACAACGCCAUCAUUGUUAAAAAUUAUUUAAAUGAAAUUUUUCCUAACCGAUGGAUUGGUACCAAUGGAGUAAUUCCAUGGCCAGCAAGAUCUCCAGACUCGACCCCAUUGGAUUUUUUUUUAUGGGGGCAUUUAAAAAAUGUUGUAUAUGCAGAUCCACCUAUUAAUCUCCAAGAUUUAAAAAACAAAAUACGACUGGCUUGUAGUAAUUUGAGAAGAGAACAAAUAAACGCUGCCACAUCAACGGAAUUAUUAAAACGUUUGGAAUCAUGUUUGGAACAUCAAGGUGGAAACUUCGAACAAUUUAUUAGAUAG
Messenger RNA from Macrosiphum euphorbiae (potato aphid), 837 nucleotides. The record is from the annotation of a GenBank genome assembly. Lineage: Eukaryota; Metazoa; Arthropoda; Insecta; Hemiptera; Aphididae.